AUGUCAAUCGAAGUUAACUGCUGUAUUUGCAAGAGACGUCAUCAUUCCUCGCUCCACUACCACAAACAAGACGAUGGACAAUCUACCUUGAAAACCCCUCAUUUCGAACCUCCGACUCCCUCUGUCAGCGUCAAUUUUACGCACGCUAGUCAGAAACCUAAAAGCCCGUAUUCAGAGGGUCCAAUAUCCGAAUUCCAAGUUAAACGCGUAUUGUUGAAAACUGCAGUUAUUCCGACAUCAUACAGAGAAAGAAAACUACAAGCAACCGUUUUAUUCGAUGAAGGCGCGGAUCGAUCCUUCAUAACGCGUGAAUUUGCAGCCAAAUUAAACGCCAGAGUGCAUGGUACCGAACUAUUGAUACUAAAGUCGUUCGACAAUCCCAAUUCGACUUUUCAAGACGUCAACAAAACCACCGUGAAUUUAAAUACGCGCUACAGAGAUACCGUUCCCCUGAAUGUGUUAUACGUCCGAGAAAUAUCCAACGGCCUUGCUAAUGACAUUCCAGCAGACGUUGCUAACCUACCACAUUUAGCAAAAUUACGCCUCGCACAACAAGUAUCAAACGCCACAUCUAUGAAUGUUGACAUUUUAAUUCUUGCAGAUCGCUACUGGGAUUUUAUUGGCAACAGAAUCAUUCGGGGUCCUGGACCUACUGCCAACGCCUGGACACUUCGAUCAACUCCUACUGGGAUUUAUAUAGAAACGGUAGGAAUAGGUGAUGUGAUAAACCAGCCCACGACGAAGCCUACCGCGAAUGAACAAUUUCAGCAAUAUUCUGAAAAUUGCCUACAAGAAGUAGAUGGAAAAUUCGUCGCUCAACUACCGUGGAAAACUAAUCAUGAGCCACUUCCAACAAACUACGAGAUGUCCAAGACGCGCACUCGAUGCAUAGUUGGACAGUUGCCAAGCAACGUGUUGGCCGCGUACGACAAGGUCAUUCAUGACCAGCUGAGUAAGAAUUAUAUUGAACCCGUACACGUGGAUGAUGUAAACAAAGGACAUUACUUACCACAUCGAGCAGUUAAACGCCCCGAAUCCGCGUCCUCUCCGAUACGCAUCGUUUAUGACUGUUCGGCAAAACUUGGAAACCAUUUCCCUUCGUUGAAUAACUGCCUGGAUACCGGCCCUCCGCUCCUUAAUGAUCUCACCGCCAUACUUCUGCGGUUUCAAACCCAGUCGCACUCGUCAGCGACAUUGAGAAGGCGUUCUUACAGAUCAGGCUCGCCAAAGAUGAUAAACAAUACAGCUGUUGAACUUACUCCUGACACAACGCAAUCUAUACGGCCACGAAGGCAAUCCUUUGUUGAAGCUCAACGUAAACCCACAACCCAUUAA
Molecule: messenger RNA, 1335 nt
Organism: Saccoglossus kowalevskii
Lineage: Eukaryota; Metazoa; Hemichordata; Enteropneusta; Harrimaniidae
Source: RefSeq, a predicted model, not a curated record